Messenger RNA from Anguilla rostrata (American eel), 2991 nucleotides. It is a transcript of the gene aoc2, whose product is annotated as amine oxidase copper containing 2. The record is from RefSeq and is a predicted model, not a curated record. Gene Ontology annotation, cellular component: plasma membrane. NCBI's taxonomy places the organism in Eukaryota, Metazoa, Chordata, Actinopteri, Anguilliformes, Anguillidae. Gene Ontology annotation, biological process: amine metabolic process. Bases 121 to 2379 code for a protein of 752 amino acids. Gene Ontology annotation, molecular function: quinone binding; copper ion binding; primary methylamine oxidase activity. The transcript has 4 exons.
CUACGUCUGAUUUUAAUUACUGCCCCCUGGCUCUGCACUAAGUACAUCUCUGAGACUUCCAUACCCCGCACAGCAACACAGCCAUCCUCGACUAACCAAGGCGGUAUAGUAAUACAAACAAUGAAUACAUUUGUGAAAUAUCUGCUUAUAUUUCUCGGUAUUUUCUCUGUAGUACUUAAUAUUGUCUUGAUAUGUUUGAAGUCGAAGACGACGCCAGUAUGUUCCUCUCAGCUACAUAACGCACUGAAACGCAAACACGAUAACAGCAGCCUGGUGUUUGCCGAUCUGACCGCCGAGGAAUACCUACAGGUUCGAAAUUACAUGUGGAAGCAGCCUGACCUGGAUAUUUCCCACGACGCGUUUGCAAAGCCAUAUGAAAACUUUAUCUUCAUGAUCGAUCUGCAGCUACCAAAGAAGGCUGAUGUGUUGCGCUUCUUAGAUGAAGGCGCAGCGAGACCUGAGAGGACCGCCAGAGUGGUGGUUUUCCAUGGGUCCUCGUCGCAGAUUAAGGAGUAUGUGGUGGGACCGCUCCCGAAUCCAACCCAGCAUGAGGAUAUCACUCAAAAGAAAUACAAAGCAGAACUGCCUAUCAACUCCCGGACUGUCACAAUUGGGGAAUAUAAGCUACUUUUCGCAUUCCUGUACCGAGAAAUAUUUACGAAGCUAAGUCAAAUUCUUAAAGAAAGCUUCGGUGUCCAGAAGGACCAGACUUUAAACCCAUUCGAGGGAAUGCCCAGGGGUGUCCAGACUGGAGACAGACAAACAUGGAUUUCAUUCUUUCGGGAUAUGAGUGGCAUGUACAUUCACCCUGUAGGAUUUGAGGUUUUGGUGAAUCACAGCAGUACAAAUGCUUCUGAAUGGAUGGUACAGAAGUUGUUGUACAACGGGCAAUACUUUGAGAGCGCAGAGGAACUAAUAGAAAAAUACAAUGCUGGCAAUAUCACUAAGAUAAUUUAUAAAAAGAUAACAAAUUAUGCAUCGUUGAAGCCCAAAGUAAAACCAACUGGUUUAGGUCCUCAACAAAUUUAUCUUCAAGGUAAACGCUUCAGCGUUCAGAAUAACCAGGUGUUGUACUUAGACUGGAGUUUUGCGUUCGGUCUCAGUUCUUCAACGGGCAUGCGAGUUUUUGACAUUCGCUUUAAAGGGGAGAGAAUUGUGUACGAGUUAAGUGUUCAAGAGGCCAUGUCUGUAUAUGGAUCUAACACACCGGGAAUGAUACUUACAAAGUUCCUGGACGCCAGCAUUGGGAUUGGGCGAUUUGCUCACGAGCUAACGCGUGGUGUCGACUGCCCGUACACUGCGGUUUAUGUGGACACUGUCCGUUACAUUGACAUAAAUGAAACAAAGACGUUUAGGAAUUCCAUCUGCGUUUUCGAGCAUGACGAGGGCCGUCCACUCAGAAGGCACUUUUCAGACUUUUUCAGUAAUAGCUACGGAGGCGUGGUAAACAGCGUCUUGGUCUUCAGAACUAUAACGGCAAUAGGAAAUUAUGACUACAUAUGGGACUUUAUCUUCUACCAGAGUGGCUCUGUGGAGGCCAAAGUGCAUGCCACAGGCUACAUAUCCUCAUCCUACAAAAUUAGUGGAAGUCUGAAAUAUGGCCACCAGGUGGCAGAAAAUACUAUUGGAAACAUUCACACUCACUUCCUCAACUUCAAGGUUGACUUGGAUGUUUUGGGUGUAAAAAACGUGUUCCAGGCCAAAGACAUGGCGUUUGAGGAAGUGGAAUUGCCAUGGAUGCCUGAGAGAAGGGCGAAAGUGCCGCACCUGGUGGAAAAGCAGUUUAGUACAGAACUGGAGGCGUGCAUGCUCUACAGCGAAAAGACUCCCCGCUACCUUCACAUCGCGAGCAACCAAACCAACCGCUGGGGCCACCAGCGCUCCUACAGGCUCCAGGUGGUCAGCUUCACCGGGGAACAUCUGCCUAUGGAUGCUCCUGAGGAGAAGUCCAUGUCCUGGGCACGGUAUAAAGUGGCCAUCACAAAGCACAAAGACGAGGAAUCGUCUAGCACCAGCCUACACAGCCAGAAUAAUAUGUGGACCCCGGCUGUGGACUUCAGCAGAUUCCUAGCGGACAACGAGAGCAUAGUGAAUGAGGAUCUGGUUGCCUGGGUAACCACCGGGUUCCUCCACAUCCCCCACGCAGAGGACAUCCCCAACACGGUGACCGUCGGCAACGGGGGAGGGGUCAUCCUGAGGCCGCACAACUACUUCGACAUGGACCCGUCGGUGGGGUCGCCAGACGCGGUUUACAUUCACCCCGAUUCCCCUGAGCAGUGCGAGAACAACAAAAUGGCCUGCCUGGCCCAAGAGACCUGCAGCCAGACCCUCCCGCCCUUUACCUACCACGGUUUCGAAGGGGUCAUGGAAUUUGAGUGAACUUCAUUCCUCUGACCGCCAGCUCCCAACAUCCAGGAACAAAGAGAUCUUCAGAAUCAGGGAUACCAUGACCAACUUUACAGAAGUCCAUGUUGAGGAACAGGACUAUAAAAAUCUUAAUCACUACUGUAAAUUGUGGCUGUGCCUGAAACUGUAAAUUAAGUUAGUAUAUAAUGUGGUAAGCUGGUGUACAUUCAUGUUCAUAUUCAAAAUAUUUUUGGACUAUGAAUGUUCGGGGCAGACAUUAGACCCAUAUUCUUUAUUUUAUUUUGAGCGUAUUUUAUGUUCAGUGUGCUACAGUGUGUUUAGAGAAAUUACAAUUCACAGUUUAUUAAGUUUUGCUAUUUACCAUGCAUAAUUUUUUUGCACUAGGCCAGUCUUUUCUGUCAACGAUAACAUGAGCAUGAUCUCGUACCAUAAGGCACUGGAACAGCUGAACUGAUCUAGGUCUUUUUUACAACAUGACAAAUACUUUCAUGUGAACCUUUUGUAGAUUUUCAAGGUUGAAUAAAUUUCAGCCAUAUGUUAAAAAAUCCGUAAGAUGCCUAGUUUUAGUUCUGUGUUCUUCACAUGACAUGUGGAUUGUAUUAAAGCUCCAAUAUUUUUUCACGA